This is a messenger RNA of Antechinus flavipes (yellow-footed antechinus), 787 nucleotides long. Its product is annotated as disintegrin and metalloproteinase domain-containing protein 10-like. The record is from RefSeq and is a predicted model, not a curated record. Gene Ontology annotation, molecular function: metalloendopeptidase activity. Gene Ontology annotation, biological process: Notch signaling pathway; membrane protein ectodomain proteolysis. Gene Ontology annotation, cellular component: plasma membrane. The coding region runs from base 25 to 645 and encodes 206 amino acids. NCBI's taxonomy places the organism in Eukaryota, Metazoa, Chordata, Mammalia, Dasyuromorphia, Dasyuridae. The transcript has 4 exons.
CAGGAAGAUGACCCCACCGGCUCCAUGAACUCACCUUUCAUUGGUCCAGAGAAGCUCCUGAUGUUGCAUGCUCAGUCCAACUGGGAUGGUUAUUGCUUAUCUUACCUCUUAACAGACAGAGACUACAGUGGAAUCCUUGGAAUUGCCUUUAAUGGGCAAGCUGGGGACCUGGGUGGCAUUUGCUCAAAGCACAGAAUGUUUCAAGGUUCACUGAGGUCUUUGAACACAGGACUGAUCACAAUUCAGAAAUAUGGCCAUUACCUCCCACCCCGCAUUAUCCACAUCACACUGGCCCAUGAGCUGGGCCACAGCUUAGGGGCGCACCAUGACGAGAGCCAGCAGUGUGCCCACUUCAGCCUGGAUACCACCCACGGGAACUUCCUAAUGUUUGCCCACGCCACUGAUGGCGAUCAGCCCAACAAUGACCGGUUCUCCCCUUGCAGCACAACCUUCAUUGGGAAGACCCUCCGAGGCAAGAAGGAUCAGUGUUUUGUGGAAACUGACCGGCCCAUCUGUGGAAACCACGUGCUGGACCCCGGAGAGGGCUGUGAUGUGGGAAGCAGCACCACAGACCCCUGUUGCUAUGGCGCUGGCGAGAAUGAAGGGCUCCGCUGCCGGCUGAAGGCCGGGGUGCAGUGCAGGUAGGGGCCUCUGCGCCCCCUCACUCUCCCAACCCCGCUCCAUCCAUCCCAGGGCCCAGGACGAGGAGUCCACAACUGGGCUCUGAUCCCUGGGCUGCCAUUAGUGGGUGACCCUACCCACUUCAGGACUUCAGUUUUACCUUUUG